Messenger RNA from Caenorhabditis angaria, 676 nucleotides. Lineage: Eukaryota; Metazoa; Nematoda; Chromadorea; Rhabditida; Rhabditidae. The record is from the annotation of a GenBank genome assembly.
AUGGGUAAAUUGUGCCCAUUUUUGGGACCGAAAAUGUCGGCUUUCAUGUGAGAUUUUUCUACGGUUUUCAGACCAAAAUUAACUUUUUAGAAUGGUUAUGUCGGUUUGGGGAAUCAUUUUUCUUGGAAUUCUUGGGUGCAGUUUUUGGAAUCAAGUAAGUUGUCGAAAUAUGAGAAUUCUUUGAGCUGUAUUUAUUUUCAAAAUUUGGAAUUCAUAUCUUUCAGAAUUUCCCUUAAAUUUUUUGUCAGAUCUUGAAUUUUUCUGAAUAUUUGUACAGAAAUUGUUUUUUUUGUAAAAAUUUCAAAACUACUUUACCCUCAAAGCGAACAAAUGCAUUAUCUUAUCAGAAAAAAACCUUCCACGUGAAAAUCCGAUUUUUUUGCAGGCCAUCACAUUAUUCCCUGAUCUUGAAUUCGAAAAAUGUGAAAAUCGCAAAGAAACAUGUGAAGAGUAUCUUGUGCAAACGAUUGAGUGAGUGUCCAUAAGUUACGACGUGACAAAGUUUGAUCAUUUCGAAAAAUCAUUGAAGAUAUUCGGCAUUUCCUAUUUUUCCAGUGAAAUUGAAGACAAAUACAACAGAAAAGCUUAUCAAUGUUGGGGAGCUGCUGGAUUAUAUCUGGUCACAUUAAUUGUGGUUUACUGGCAAAACAGAUACAAUACCACCCACAUUUUUUGA